AUGCGCUCGAUCCAUCCCUCGGGCGUGCUCCCGUCUGGGAACGCCCUCGACGACCCGACGGAGGCUGCGAUCCGUCGAGCCCGUCGCGACGACGGUCUGGGCGACCUUCGCGCGUUGCCCGACGCCUCGCUCCUCGGUCUGCUGGAACUCCUCACCGACAGCGACGACGGCUGCGCUGCGCUGUGCGCGCUCUCGAGGACGAGCCGCGCCAUGCGGGCGUUCGCGACACACGAUGACCUAUGGAAGGCGGCGACGCUGGAGCGAUUCGGCGGCGAUUUCACGUUCACGAGCGGGAGUUGGAUGGCGACGUACGCGGCGGCGGCGGCGGCGGCUGGAGCGAACGAACGCGCGGCGAAACGAGCGAAACGAUCGAGCGAUUGCGAAACGAGCGCGAGCGUACGGACGGAAAUAUAUAGCGACGUGCUGUACCAGCGGUACAUGUGCGCAGGGAUGGAGUUGGAGUCGGAGUGGACGGAUUCGAGUCGGUCGAACGUCCCGGAGGCAACGCCCUCGAUGACACUCGAGGAGUUCAGAGAGCGUUUUGAAUCUGUGAAUUUGCCGGUCGUGAUCCGAGGAGGAUGCGCGCACUGGCCCGCAAUGAAGAAGUGGUCGCGGGAGUGGUUGUCCGAAAAGUUUGGGAAGACAAAGUUCACGGUGGGUGGGUACGAGAUGGCGUUAGAUGAUUUUUUCGCGGUGAGCGAAGCCCGAGACGAUACGCCACUGUAUCUUUUCGACCCGAAAUUCGGUGAAAAAGCGAGCGAGCUCGCGGGUGAUUACGAAGUUCCCGAGUACUUCGCCCAGGAUGAUUUCUUCAAACUUUUGGGCGACGACAGGCCGCACUUUCGGUGGUUAAUUAUCGGCCCAGAGCGGAGCGGCUCAAUUUGGCAUCAGGAUCCCAACGCGACGAGCGCGUGGAACGCCGUCGUUAACGGUCGCAAGAAAUGGAUCUUAUUCCCGCCGCACGUCACACCACCCGGUGUACAUCCAUCGGCGGACGGCGCGGACGUUUCUCAACCCGUAUCGCUCGUCGAGUGGUUCAUGAACUUUUACGAAGACGAAGAUGUCCGUCCUCGGCUCGAGACGGUGUGCGAACCCGGAGACGUUUUGUUCGUCCCGUCCGGAUGGUGGCACCUCGCGCUCAAUCUCACCGAGUGCGUCGCCAUCACGCAAAAUUACGUCUCUCUCGCCAACCUUCCCAAGGUUCUCAAAUUCCUCGACACCAAGUGCGAAAACUUGAUAUCCGGCUUGGACCGCGGCGGCAGACGAUCCGCGCUCGGCGACGACUUCUCCGCCGCCCUUCGCGCCUCCGCCGAUCCCAAUCUCAUCGCCGCCCUCGACGCCCACGAGCGCGUGCGCACGAACGCAUCGUCCAAGAAAGCGUCCGCCUUCGCCCACGCCUUCACGGACGCCACGUCUUCCUCCUUCUCGUUCGCCUUCGAUUCGUAG
Messenger RNA from Ostreococcus tauri, 1446 nucleotides. Its product is annotated as JmjC domain. Gene Ontology annotation, molecular function: cis-regulatory region sequence-specific DNA binding; protein binding. Lineage: Eukaryota; Viridiplantae; Chlorophyta; Mamiellophyceae; Mamiellales; Bathycoccaceae. The transcript has a single exon. The coding region runs from base 1 to 1446 and encodes 481 amino acids. The record is from RefSeq and is a predicted model, not a curated record. Gene Ontology annotation, cellular component: nucleus.